This is a messenger RNA of Protopterus annectens (West African lungfish), 756 nucleotides long. RefSeq names its product melatonin receptor type 1B-like. Bases 1 to 756 code for a protein of 251 amino acids. Gene Ontology annotation, molecular function: melatonin receptor activity. Gene Ontology annotation, biological process: G protein-coupled receptor signaling pathway. The transcript has a single exon. NCBI's taxonomy places the organism in Eukaryota, Metazoa, Chordata, Ceratodontiformes, Protopteridae. The record is from RefSeq and is a predicted model, not a curated record. Gene Ontology annotation, cellular component: membrane.
AUGGGGGUAGCAUCUUAUUCAUAUCAGACAACGUUAAUCUCUAUUCUUCAUGGUAACUGGGUACUGGGAGAAGCUCACUGCCGUGCCAGUUCAGCCUUGCUGAUUGUAUGCAAUGCAUCAUCAGUGUAUAACAUCACAGCCAUUGCAAUUAAUAGGUACUUCUGUAUCUGUCACAGUGCGAGAUAUGAGAAAAUGUACACCAAGAGGAAUACAUGUAUCAUCAUUGGCAUUGUGUGGGCAAUGGGCAUUUCUACCUGGAUUCCCAUGCAAGUUCUACAUAUGCUGAAAUAUGAUCCAGUUGUGUUUGCUUGCACUGUUGUACGUCCUACAAAUCCAGUUUAUACUCUCAUUUUAGAACUUAUUCACUUUGUAACACCUACAACUGUAGUUUUAUUCUGUUACAUAAAUAUCUGGAUACUGAUCAUUCAAGUGAAGUAUCGUGUUAGACAGGACGCCAAGGACAAGUUAAAGCCAAAUGAACUGCGACAAUUCUUUUUAAUGUUUCUUGUUUUUACUGUUUAUAUUCUCUGCUGGGGUCCUUAUAGUGUCAUUGGUUUAGUCCUCUAUAUAAACCCUAAAGUUGAAGAGAAGUUGUCAGACUGGUUUGUUGUUAUAAUAUACUUUUUAACACAGUUUCAUAGUGGUAUGAAUGCAAUUAUUUAUGGGACUUUCAAUAAAAAUUUCCGUGAUGAGUAUAAAAACAUCAUGUUAUCUGUUUUUGCAAAAUUAUUUAGAAUUACAUUUAAGAAGAAAUAG